Molecule: messenger RNA, 2727 nt
Organism: Xylona heveae TC161
Lineage: Eukaryota; Fungi; Ascomycota; Xylonomycetes; Xylonales; Xylonaceae
Product: S-adenosyl-L-methionine-dependent methyltransferase
Exons: 2
Coding region: 213-2552 (779 amino acids)
Biological process (GO): rRNA base methylation
Cellular component (GO): nucleolus
Molecular function (GO): methyltransferase activity
Source: RefSeq, a predicted model, not a curated record
AUUUAUUUCGGCCAAUUUCUCUUAGCGUAUUCAAUUUUCUUUCAAAGGCCCACAAGACACAUGCUGCAUUGGUUUUUGAUAUCUCAAUAACGAUAAUUGAACCCCGCAAGGGGCACAGGUACUCAGUCCAGCGGCCGGGACAGCUCGAAUUCAGGAACCUUGAACCCAGAAUAAAAUGACGAAGAGGCACCGCAUAAUUCGAAAAACGUAAAAUGUCCCUCUACUACGACGCAGCGCGCAUUCUUGAAAGUGCCGGCGAUGCAGGUGGAUCGCUCAAGUCACGAAUCUACAACCAGACCAGCAAGGCAAAUGAAAAAGGCAGCGGCAAAGAUGGCAGCAAAAACAAGUCCAAUCCCGCCACGAUAUAUGCGCUCGUUAGCCAGACGACCAAAUGGGCUGCGCCGCUGAAGGAAGUCAUUGAGAAGUCUGGCCUCCUCGAUAUGGAGAAGAAGAUCACACCGAUUCUCGCCCUACUACUCGUACACGACCAACUACUGUCCAAAAAAGGCAUUGCGGCACCGGCAGCACAUCCGCUCAAGGUCGCUAUCACGCGGCACAAGGCGCGAUUACAAGCGGAAUUCACAAAGGCGCGGAUCCGGCGGCGAUUCCCUACGGUCGAGGCGUGGAAAGCGCAUAUCGAGGACGGAGCAGAGGAUGAGCAGGCCACGGGCGUAUCCAAUGGCGCCGGGGAGCAUACAAAAGAACAGAGUAGAUUGAAGUGGAGACAUCCGCGCUGGGUGCGUGUCAAUACGCUGCGGACGACGCUGGAGGAACAAUUGAAGACCACGUUUGCGGGGUAUACGCAGGUCGAUAAUCUGGAGACGGUACUGCAAGUCGCGAAUACAGCUAACCCUGCUGCCGCCACUACGCAUCAAAAGCCUCAAGGGUCAAAGAAGGAGUCUGCAGAUGAAAAACCCCCGCUGCAUAUCGAUCGCCAUGUACCAAAUCUCCUCGCACUCCCUGCUGGAACAGACCUUACAAAUACACCUGCAUAUCGACAAGGCAAGAUUAUUCUCCAGGAUAAAGCCUCGUGCUUUCCGGCACUCCUGUUAGACCCGCAGCCCAGCGAUGGCGACUUGAUGGAUACAUGUGCGGCCCCGGGGAACAAGACGACGCAUCUGGCUGCCCUGGCUACAAAGAGCAGGGACAGUAAUCGUACUCUGGUCAGCCAACGCCCUUUAUCGCAUGAUGAUUCCGCGCGGCCAAGGAAGCGCAGAAAGGCGGGGACGGGUGCUUUUGCAGAUACAGACAAUGCUUCCACUACAAGUACCGCCGAGUCUACGUCUCAACUGUAUCCCGAUCAAAAAAUCACUGCUCUCGAACGCGAUAAGCGCCGCGCAGUGACACUGCAAAAAAUGGUCACUUGGGCCGGUGCUUCUCCGUCUUCGUUCUCGUUCUCGUCCUCUUCUUCGACUUCUCUUACUUCUGGCACUACCCCCGGUGCAGUCCCAUCUGUGGAUGCAGUUAAAGUAACAGUCCAACAAGGCCAAGACUUUCUCAAACUCAACCCGCUCGAUCCGCAGUGGGGGCGCGUCGGCGCCUUGCUUCUCGAUCCCAGUUGUUCUGGCAGCGGCAUCGUCGGCCGCGAACAAGUCCCUACUCUUGUGCUUCCUGUUCGAUCAUCUGCCUCUAUUUCUUCCGCCUUGACUUCUUCCGGUAGGAAGCAUAAGCGCUCUCGUCACAGAACCCCUACCUCUACCUCUACUACUACCGCCACCACCACUACUACUACCAAUCCGACUACCACUACCGCUACCGACACUACAACCAACGCCACAGUCGACGAAGAUGACGCAGACGCAGACGCAGUAACGCAAGACCUCCUCGCCGAAAACGACGCCGAAGAUCCCCAGUCUCAGUCACAGUCCCAGCUCACCGCCCGUCUUCAAUCCCUCUCGGCCUUUCAGCUCAAACUGCUCUUACACGCCAUGCACUUUUCCGCCGCGCGCAAGAUUACGUAUAGUACGUGUUCGAUCCACGCGGCGGAAAACGAGGAUGUUGUCGUGCACGCCCUGUUAUCUGACGUUGCAAGGACAAGGGGUUGGAGGGUCCUGACGAGGGAGGAGCAGGUCGAGGGGAUGAAGAGGUGGGAUGUCAGGGGAGAUGUAGAUGCUGUGCUGCGAGCACGAGCGUUAGAGGGUCAAGAGGAACUUGACAAUGGGAAAGAAAAGGAUGAGAGGCUGGAUGCUAAGAGUAUAAGCCAGGGCUGUAUACGCGCGUAUAAAGGCACAGCGGACGGGACCAUGGGGUUCUUCCUGGCGGGGUUUGUCCGGGACGGUGAUGCCGACGCCGUCGAAGAAACUGUCGAAGACCCGGGCGCCGACGGGGACUCGGUCCAAGACCAUGAGACCGACGCAGACACAGUUGGUGCAGUCAGCGCGGUCGAAGACAGGGAUGCGGAUAUGGAUGUGGACGGACGGAAUGGACAGGAGAAUCGUAAUAGAAAGGCCAAUGCAGAUGCAGAUGAGGAGGACGGCAUUGAGGGGGAUGGCGACGAGGACGAGGAGGAGGAAGAGGAGGAGGAGGAAUGGUCAGGAUUUAGUUCAGACUGAACACGCUCAUUGCUCACCAUCUCACCGCCUCGCUAUAAUACCUACCUAUUAUAAUUCCUACGCAUUAUACCUGGCAAUUUAUCACUGUGUCCGCACCUAUCACUGCUUCAUCACCUCAAUCAUUGCCUCAGCGCCUCUAUCGCCACCUACUAUGUAUAUAACUCACUACCUUGAC